Messenger RNA from Setaria italica (foxtail millet), 2047 nucleotides. RefSeq lists its product as uncharacterized. NCBI's taxonomy places the organism in Eukaryota, Viridiplantae, Streptophyta, Magnoliopsida, Poales, Poaceae. Bases 57 to 1859 code for a protein of 600 amino acids. The record is from RefSeq and is a predicted model, not a curated record. The transcript is spliced from 3 exons.
AAACUUGGAGAAGCACCAAAUCCCCGCAACACCAAACCCACCCAAAUCCCACCGCCAUGGCCGACGGGGACGUUGUCCUCGCGGUCGCCGGCCCGGCCGGGGGCGGCGCCGUUCUCAUGCUCCGCGUCGACGGGGCCACCGGCGAGCUCAUCGCCGCUCGCCUCUUCGACCCCCUCGCAGAGCACGCCGGGCGCCACGGCGGAGACGCCGCCCUGCUCGCGGCGGACGCCGAGCACGUCCACCGUGCGCUCCUCUUCGACACGGGAGCCGGGGCGCCUCGCGGCUUCCUCAUCACCGACGAUCAACUCCGCGGCGCGCUCCUCUUCGACACGGGAGCCGGGUCGCCUCGCGGCUUCCUCAUCACCGACGAUCAACUCCGCGGCGCGCUCCUCGCCCGCGACGGCCUCCUCAUCGUCGGGAGUCUCGCGACACGAGGGGCCCACCAAGUCGGCUUCGCCCUCCUCCCUGCGACGAGCGGGCCCGGCGGACAUCACGGCCGCGGCCUCCUCCCCGCCUCGACCCUCUUCCUCGACGGGCUCGUCACGGAGCCAGGCGCCACCGCCGCCCUACUCCCAACUCCUGAAGCCGAGGACUGGGUGGUGGUGCGCGUCUUCGCCGCCGACAACGAUCGCAGCCAUGGCCCCCAAAUCGCCGCCACGGAGGACCAGGGCCUCGGGCGCCCCUUGCUCGCCGCCCUUCUGGUAUCAAUUGGUGCCCGCGGCGACCAGAACACUCCGGUUGUCGUCUUCGAGGUGGAGAAGCUCCGCUGCGGCCGCUCCACCGCCACUGACCGAGGCCGCCACGAUGAGCUCCUCGCCGACUCUGUGGUCGUACGGGUCUUCAUCACCGCCGAUGACGGCUCCCAUGGCCCCUUCAUCUCCGCUACAGGAGACCAGUGCUUUGGGCUCUCCCUGCUUGCCGCGUUUGCGGUCCCAAGCGGUGCCCGCGGCGACAGCAGUCCUGCGCAAGUCGUGUUCCAAGUGGAGGUACUCCGCCGCGGCCUCUACACCGCCGCCGCUGGAGACCACCGCUUCGAACACGUCUCGGGCCGUGGCCUCCUCACGUCCCCCCGCAAUGCACGCGGCCCCGGCGACGGCCUGGCAUCGUCGACGGCGACGCCAUCGACCUCCUUGCGGCGAGCUGUAGUCGCGCCGCCGCCUUCUUCGGUAGCACGGGGUGCUACCAGAAAAUUUGUUCUCAAGAUUAGGAAUUCAGUUGGAAAGAAAAGGUGGAUUAAGAAAGGAAGACUGGGGAAGAUCUGUAGCAAAAGAUUGGUGAAAUUUAGGAGUCUGCUCGGCGACUUCGUAUGGUUUGCUGUUCCUAGUGUUCUCUUGUUCUUCCCCAGAAAGGCUGAAGGAAAUGAACAAGCCAAAGGUUACCAGCAGCAACUCAAGCCUCAUCUAAGUUUGCUUGAAAUGCUGAACCCUGAAGAUCCUAGCAUUGAGAAGAGGGUAGUGAUGUCACUCUUUGUGAUAUUUCUAAGCAUAUGGAUUAUGGCAUACGUCCUAGCAAGUCUUGGAAGGGGCAAGAACUGCGUGAAGUUAGUCGGAAUUCUCACAUACAUGACUAUGAUCUCUAUCAUAGCCUUCAUGGACUACAUGCUCUCCAAGACCAUGCCACAGGACAUGCUCUAUAAAGUGCUCUUCGGGUUGCAUUUCACUAUCAUGGCCUACUGUAUUACUCAAGUUUGGAGAGUGUUUGUUAAGGAAACAACAUGGCAGCUCCCAAGUUUACCAAAAUUUCAGGACAUGGUCAACAAAAUGAAGACAUGGUGUAGGUGGCCAAGUGGACCUCAAGAGAAUAACCACCAAGGGGAGAAUUCUUUGAGUGAGCCUCUUAUGGGGCAUCAAAUGGUGUGAGGUCCAGUCUGAACUCAUCUUCGCAUGCUUUUCCCAUCUCCUGAAAAUAAAAUUGUAGACAUUGAUAUGAAAGAAAAGUGAGGUAGGCAGCUAUGACAAUUGCAGAAGGUAGACAUGUUUGUAGCAAAGGCCAAAGGGACCUGUAUCUUUCCAUAAUGUCAGAUAUCUUUCCAUUUGUUCCUCAGCCA